CUUAUGUAUCUAACAAAUCAAGUGACACUAUAAACUCAAAUAUACCAGUAAGCAAGUCUUUACACACGAAGAUUUCCAAAAUGGCUAGGGCCCAAGGUCUAGUUCUUCUUGGUUUAUUAGUUGUUUCAAGUUUAGUUAUGUUAACCGAGAGCCGAGUCGCAAGAAAAGAUUUGGGACUUGACCUAGGUGGGAUUGGAAUCGGUUUGGGCGUUGGAUUGGGGAUUGGUCUUGGCGGCGGGUCAGGCUCUGGUGCUGGUGCUGGUUCUGGAUCAGGUUCAGGUUCCAGAUCAUCAUCUAGCUCUAGCUCGUCAUCAAGUUCGAGUUCUAGUGGUUCUGGUGGUUCAGCUGGUUCAUCUGCUGGUUCAUUUGCUGGAUCCAGAGCCGGAUCAGGAUCUGGUAACUAAUUUAUAAUGUACAAUUAAUUUUCUACUGAAAGUGUGAAAGUAUAAGUAUGUUUUAUGUUGGUUUGUCGCAAUUAAUAUCGUAUGUAAGGAGGGAGUGGGAUGAAUAAAUUGUCGCUUCGUUAUAAGACUAUAUAAAGUUAUGGUUUGCUUGA
Messenger RNA from Camelina sativa (false flax), 556 nucleotides. RefSeq names its product glycine-rich protein. Lineage: Eukaryota; Viridiplantae; Streptophyta; Magnoliopsida; Brassicales; Brassicaceae. The record is from RefSeq and is a predicted model, not a curated record.